Salvia miltiorrhiza (redroot sage) is the source of this 2061-nucleotide messenger RNA. Its product is annotated as putative pentatricopeptide repeat-containing protein At1g56570. Gene Ontology annotation, molecular function: RNA binding; protein binding. The record is from RefSeq and is a predicted model, not a curated record. Gene Ontology annotation, biological process: RNA modification. Lineage: Eukaryota; Viridiplantae; Streptophyta; Magnoliopsida; Lamiales; Lamiaceae. The transcript is spliced from 2 exons. The coding region runs from base 227 to 2002 and encodes 591 amino acids.
AGUUAGUCUAACUGUCUAAGUUUGGACACAAAUGUGUAUCAAUUCAAACUAAAACUAGUCUUAAAAUUUAUUUGCAUUUCAGAAUUUUAUCAAUCGUCAAAUUGCAAAUACAGAUUUAAUUAUUUUGAAUUGAUAUAACUAAACAGUCUAAACUGUUUUUUAUCACAUUUUCCAUUGAAAGUGUAAUUGAAUUCAUUCCAAAAUUGCAGAGUGGUGAGCACAAGAAAUGAGAUCAAGAAAGCUAGUCCAUCUCCCUUGUUGUCUGACUCCCAGAUUCCCCAACUCACCAACCCAUUCGAGCUCCGCAUUUUCCCCCAAACCCCCUUCAGUCCUCGCCACAAAUGUCAUGAAAUCAUACUUGGAGGCGGGCCUCGUGGAGGAAGCCCGCACCCUGUUCGACGAAAUGCCCGACCGAGACGUGGUGGCUUGGUCCGCCAUGAUCAGCGGCUACACCUCCUGCAACCGCCCCGCCGACGCCUGGGCCACCUUCCGCGACAUGCUCCCCGACGUCCGCCCCAACGACUUCACCUUCUCCAGCGUGCUCAAGGCCUGCAAGUCCAUGAAUUCGCUCCCCCGCGGCGCCGUCGCCCACGCCCUCGCCCUCAGGCAUGGCUUCCUCGGCAGCAUCUACGUCGCCAACGCCCUCGUCGACAUGUACGCCGCCUGCUGCCGCGACAUGGACAGCGCGCGCGCCGCCUUCGACGAGAUUGGAGUUAAGAACUCCGUGACGUGGACGACUCUGAUCGCUGGUUACACUCACAUGGGAGAUGGCCAUGGCGGCCUCGAUGUUUUUAGGCGAAUGUUGUUGGAGGAUGCUGAAUUGAAUCCUUUCAACGUUUCUAUUGCGAUUAGGGCUUGCACUUGGAUUGGAUCGCAAUCCUUUGGAAAGCAGAUACAUUCUACAGUGUUCAAACACGGAUUCGAAUCGAAUAUUCCUGUGAUGAAUUCUGUUCUAGACAUGUACUGCCGGUGUAUUGGAUUGAAUGAUGCAGAUCGAUGCUUCGAUGAGAUGGUGGAGAGAGAUAUAAUAACAUGGAACACGAUGAUUGCAGGAUACGAGAAGUCGGAUCCGUAUAAAGCCCUGCGCCUCUACUCGAGCUUGAUGUCCCAAGGUCUCGCGCCCAACUGUUUCACGUUCACCUCCGUCGUGGCUGCGGUGGCAAACAUCGCGAUUUUGGGAGUUGGCGAGCAGCUUCGCGGUGGGAUCGUGCGAAGGGGCCUUGAAGACGACGUGGGCGUGGCCAACGCCUUGAUCGACAUGUAUGCGAAGUGCGGCAGCAUUGCGAGCUCGUGCAGGAUUUUCGAGGCGAUGGGCCGCAAGAAUGUCGUGUCGUGGACGUCUAUGAUGGUCGGGUACGGCAGCCACGGGCGUGGGGGGGAAGCCGUGGCGUUGUUCAACGAGAUGGUGGAGUCGGGAGUCAGGCCCGACCGGAUCGUGUUUGUCGCGGUUCUGAACGCUUGCAGCCACACGGGCCUCGUGGACGAGGGCCUGCGCUACUUCAAGGCAAUGGUGAACGCUUACGGCAUAGCACCGGAUCAGGAGAUCUACGGGUGCGUGGUGGACCUGCUCGGGCGUGCAGGGCGGCUUCAGGAGGCGUACGAGCUGAUCGAGGCGAUGCCGGUGAUGCCGGAUGAAUCCGUGUGGGGAGCGUUUCUCGGCGCCUGCAAAGCGCACAAGCUGGCCGAGCUGGGGAACAUAGCCGCGAGCAGGGUGAGGCCGAGUGUGGCCGGGACGUACCUGGCGCUGUCGAGCAUAUACGCGGCUAACGGCGAGUGGGGCGAUUUCGCGAGGAUAAGGAAGAUAUUGAGAGGGAUGGGGAGCAAGAAAGAGGCAGGGAGGAGUUGGGUGGAGGUGAAGAAUAAGAUAUGUAGUUUUGUUGCAGGAGAUAAGCUGGGAACCAAUAUUGAUAGGGUUUAUGAAGCUCUGCAUAUGCUGGGAUUGCAUAUCAAACACGCCCAAUUCAAUCCUGAUUUGCAAUGCUUAGAAGAUGAUUUGGACUGAAAAGUUGAAACCAACCCCAUUCUUUGAUUUAUUGAAACUAACUACAGAGCUUUGUUGUA